Molecule: messenger RNA, 396 nt
Organism: Staurois parvus
Lineage: Eukaryota; Metazoa; Chordata; Amphibia; Anura; Ranidae
Source: the annotation of a GenBank genome assembly
GGUGAAUUCUAUGAAAUAGAAGUGAAAUCACAUGGACAACCAGUGGGCAAUACAAAAAUUGACAUUAACUCCACAGUUAAACCAAGGGCUCCAUCAAAUGUCCAAGUUGAAUUUCAAGAGGAAGUGAACGGUCUAGUGCAAUGGAAUAUCGGUUAUGAGGGCAACUUUAUCAAAACCAAGCUGUCCUUUCAUGUACAGAUCCUCUUCAAGCAUGGCAGAGAAGUGGCAAAAGAGGAUUGGCUUAGACGACUGGAGCCCCGAUAUCAAUUCAGCAAACGGCAACUGAAACGAGGGGAAGAAUAUGUAGUGAGGGUCAGGUCAAAGCCAGCAGAAAACCUAGGAUUCCAAGGAAGUUGGAGCGAAUGGAGCUCAGAAGCUAACUGGAAAAACGGUAAC